This is a messenger RNA of Ochotona curzoniae (black-lipped pika), 553 nucleotides long. Its product is annotated as cytochrome c oxidase subunit 6B1. Lineage: Eukaryota; Metazoa; Chordata; Mammalia; Lagomorpha; Ochotonidae. The record is from RefSeq and is a predicted model, not a curated record. The coding region runs from base 164 to 424 and encodes 86 amino acids. Gene Ontology annotation, cellular component: mitochondrial inner membrane; respiratory chain complex IV; mitochondrion. The transcript is spliced from 4 exons.
UCCGCCCGUCUGAAUUCCGCUUCCUGUCUGACAUUGGCGUCUCUGCUGAGGGUCACAUUGAGCUUGGAGGCGCUUCGGGGGUGUCGUGAGCCCCAGGGAUGUGACGUCCCCACGCGCACAACCAAGGCCAACACCCACUCCUUGGGCCCGCAGGCUCAGCAUCAUGGCCGAAGACAUCAAGACCAAAAUCAAGAACUACAAGACCGCUCCUUUUGACAGCCGCUUCCCCAACCAGAACCAGACCAAGAACUGCUGGCAGAACUACCUGGACUUCCACCGCUGCGAGAAGGCGAUGACAGCGAAAGGGGGUGACGUCUCUGUAUGCGAGUGGUACCGGCGCGUGUACAAGUCCCUCUGCCCCAUCUCCUGGAUCUCCACCUGGGACGAUCGCCGUGCAGAAGGCACCUUUCCUGGCAAGAUCUGAACUGGCUCCACCCACUUCAGCUGCUCCGUCCCUCUUCCCUGGGUGGUCAACGGCGACCUGCGGACACUGACCCCUGCCCUGGGACCCUGAAUCAUGACUGAACCGUAAUAAACAAAAACUCGUUAAAAA